AUGUCAAACUCGAACUCAAACUCGAACACAAUUGCCUCUUCAAAAUCAAUCGAAGAAACCUAUAUUAAACUAUCACCUAUUGAACACGUACUUAAAAGACCAGACACUUAUGUUGGUUCUGUAGAAGCUGUCACAGAAAAACAAUGGAUUUAUAAUUCUGAAGAAGAUAAACUUGAAUACAAAGAGAUUACUUAUGUCCCAGGAUUCUUUAAAAUAUUUGAUGAAAUACUCGUUAAUGCUGCUGAUAAUAAGGCUCGUGAUCCUUUAAUGAAUACAAUCAAAGUUAACAUCGAUAAAGAAAAAGGACAUAUUUCAAUAUACAAUAACGGUAAAGGAAUUCCAAUCGAAAUUCACAAGGAUCUUAAUGUUCAUGUGCCUGAAAUGUUGUUUGGUCAACUUAUGACUUCAUCAAACUAUGACGAUGAUGUAAAAAGAAUCACCGGUGGAAGAAACGGUCUUGGUGCAAAAUCUGCAAAUAUUUUCAGCACUAAAUUCACUGUUGAAACUGCUGACUCAAAUCAGAAAAAGAAAUAUGUCCAAAAUUUUUCAGAAAACAUGAGAAAAACUGAUAGUCCAAAAAUCACUGCUUACAAUAAAAAAGAAGAAUACACCAAGAUAUCAUUUAAUCCUGAUCUUGAAAAAUUUGGAAUGACCGAAUUUACUGAUGAUACUGUCGCUUUGUUGAAUAAACGAGUAUAUGAUACGGCUGGAAUAGUAAAAGAUGUCAAGGUUUUCCUUAAUGAUAAACGUAUACAAGUUAAAAAUUUCAAAGAAUAUGUUCAAAUGUAUCUGAAAUCGGUAAAUACAGAUGCUGCAUCAUCAAAAAUUAGUGUUGUGCAUGAAAAAUUUGGUGAACGUUGGGAGGUUGUCAUUGCACCUAGUGUCGAAGGCCAAUUCCAACAAGUAAGCUUUGUAAACAGUAUUUGCACAUCUAAAGGUGGACUUCACGUUAAACAUGUUACUGAACAAAUCACCGCAAAACUUGCCGAACAUAUUGAAAAGAAAAACAAAGAUCUUAAGGUCAAGCCCCAGCAAGUUAAAAACCACAUCUGGAUAUUUGUUAAUUGUUUAAUUGAAAAUCCCACUUUUGACUCUCAAACAAAAGAAUAUAUGACAUUGAAGCAAAGUUCUUUUGGAUCAAAAUGCACAAUAAAUGAUGACUUUAUAAAAAAAACAAUAAAGAUUGGCAUCAUAGAGAGUAUUGUGAAUGAUCUCAAGUCAAAGCAAGUCCAAGUACUAAAGAAAACAGAUGGCGCCAAAAAAAAUACAGUCAACGUAGAAAAAUUAGAUGAUGCAGUAAACGCCGGGACAAAAAAUGCAUGUAACUGCACAUUGGUGCUGACAGAAGGCGACUCGGCAAAAGCCUUGGCCUUGGCCGGCUUUGAUGUUGUAGGGCAUAACAAUUGGGGAGUUUACCCCUUACGGGGUAAACUGUUAAAUAGUAAAGUGUCUUCAUUAGCUGGCUAUGUUUCUGAAAACUCUGCAUACCACCAUGGCGAAGCCAGCCUUCACUCAACUAUAAUUAGUCUUGCGCAAGAUUUUGUAGGAUCCAACAAUAUCAAUCUACUAGAACCUAUCGGUCAGUUUGGGAAAAGAAAUGACGGUGGUAAAAGUGCUGCAAGUGCACGUUAUAUUAAUACCAGACUUUCUAAAUUUGCAAGGCUAAUUUACCACCCAGAUGAUGAUGUUUUAUUAGACUACCUGAAUGAUGAUGGUAAAAGCAUAGAACCAAAAUGGUAUGUUCCUAUCAUUCCAAUGGUGCUGGUCAAUGGUGCAGAAGGCAUAGGAACAGGUUGGAGCACCAACAUUCCCAAUUUCAAUCCCAAAGACAUUAUCCACAAUUUGAGAAGAAAGAUCAAAGGCGAAGAGAUGAUCCCGAUGCAUCCUUGGUACCGUGGAUUUUAUGGAGAGAUCAAACAAACCGAGCACAAUAAAUACACAUCAUAUGGAAUAAUUUCCAAAAAAGAUGAUACGCAUGUUGUAAUAUCAGAACUACCAAUUCGCAAGUGGACCGAGGAUUACAAAUCCAAAACCCUAAAUGAUUUCAGAGAAAACAACACGAUCAGGAACAUUUCUAGAAACAAUUGCACUAAUGAAAGGGUAGAUCUUGAAAUUGAAUUAACUGUUGAGCAAAUGGAAAAGGCAGAGAAAGAGGGACUUGAAAAAACAUUCCAAUUAACGACUGCUCUGGCAACGUCCAAUAUGAUGUGUUUCGACCCAAACAAUAAACUUGCAAAGUACGACUCUCCAGAAGACAUCAUAAAAGAGUUUUACCACGAACGAUCGAAGCUUUAUGUCAAAAGAAAAAAUCACUUGAUUAAAGAUUUGCAGAAACAAAUUAGUAUAAUGGAGGGUAAAGUAAGGUUUAUUUAUAUGAAGCUUGACUCAACGUUAAAGUUCGAAGGAUUAAAGAAGGCGGAAAUCGUAAAACUUCUUGAAUCCCAUAAAUUUGAGAAAAUAUACGAUGCACAGUCCGAAGAAAAUUCGUCUGAGGGUACCGAGACCAACAGAAACACCAAAGGGUAUGACUACCUUAUGAAGCUUACAUGUUGGGGCUUUAGUAGAGAAGAAGUGGACAAAUAUGAAAAUAAAAAGAAGUCUCUAUAUUCUGAAUUGAAAAUAAUUUCAGAAAUGAGCACCCAAGAUUUAUGGCUAAAGGAUCUCGACGAACUCGAAGCGGCAUGGGACGAGUUCGCUGAUAACGGAAAAUCCAAGUCAAAACAAACUAAGGUUGAUAGAUUUUUUACAAAUAGUAAUAAAUUGAAUAGUAUUGAUAUUGAUGACCACGAUGAUAAUUAUACCGAGGAAAAAAUUGAGAAUAUUAUGGAUGAUGUUGAUAGCAGUGGCAAAGAUUACACUGAACGAAAGACCACAAUUAAAAAGGCAAAUGAAGGAAAAUCCAAAUUGAAAGCUGAAGAUGAUGAAUUUAAAUUGAAUCAUACAACAGCCACAAGCGGUAAAAGUAAGGUGAUCGAAACUAUUGAUGAUGAUGAUACCGAUUAUAUUGAACCACAUGAAACAAAAACUACAACUAAAAAAGCAAACAAAGGAAGAUCCAAGUUGAAAGUUGAAGACGAUGAAUUUAAAUUGAAUCAUAUAACAGCCACGAGCAGUAAAAGAAAAAUAAUUGAAAUGGUGGAUGACGAUGAUGACGAUUAUAUUGAACCACAUGAAACAGAAAUUACAACUAAAGAAGCAAACAACGGAAGAUCCAAGUUGAAAGUUGAAGACGAUGAAUUUAAAUUGAAUCAUAUAACAGCCACGAGCAGUAAAAGAAAAAUAAUUGAAAUGGUGGAUGACGAUGAUGACGAUUAUAUUGAACCACAUGAAACAGAAAUUACAACUAAAAAAAGAAAAUUAAGAACU
This is a messenger RNA of Entrophospora candida, 3366 nucleotides long. Lineage: Eukaryota; Fungi; Glomeromycota; Glomeromycetes; Entrophosporales; Entrophosporaceae. The record is from the annotation of a GenBank genome assembly.